Rodentolepis nana is the source of this 792-nucleotide messenger RNA. NCBI's taxonomy places the organism in Eukaryota, Metazoa, Platyhelminthes, Cestoda, Cyclophyllidea, Hymenolepididae. The record is from the annotation of a GenBank genome assembly.
AUGAUUCCGAGAUCAGCUAUAAAUCGAAGUAUUGACAAGGAAGAGAAGCUGGUUCUUACCAUCUCAGAGAUCAUCAAUGAGCUAGUUAAGGAGACUAAAGCAAACAGAAGUGUGGAUCUAAAUAAACUUAAAGCGAAAAUUUCGCGAAAAUACAAUUUACCAUCUCAACCUCGUUAUAUAGACAUUAUAGCAGCUAUUCCUCCACAUUACAAAGAUCUCCUUAAAUCAGUGCUACCACCAGCCAAACCAGUUCGAUCUGCUAGUGGAAUUGUUGCUGUAGCUGUAAUGUGUAAACCUCAUAGAUGUCCUCAUAUUGCUAUGACCGGGAAUGUUUGCGUAUAUUGUCCUGGAGGUCCAGAUUCUGAGUUCGAGUAUUCGACUCAAUCCUAUGUUGGCAAAGAACCAACAUCUUGCCGAGCAAUUCAAGCUCGUUACGAUCCCUACGUGCAAGUUCGUCACCGUAUUGAUCAGCUAAAAGAAUCCGGUCACUCAGUUGACAAAGUAGAGUUUAUCGUUAUGGGAGGGACUUUUAUGUGUCUUCCUGAAGAUUAUCGCGAUUACUUUAUUAGAAACCUUCAUGACGCCCUCUCCGGUCAUCGCUCGAAGAAUGUCGCUGAUGCAGUAUACUAUUCUGAGAGAAGCAGGACAAAGUGUAUUGGUAUAACCAUUGAAACUCGGCCGGAUUACUGCUUGAAGAAGCAUUUGGGUGAAAUGUUGAGUUAUGGAUGUACGCGUCUUGAAAUUGGUGUCCAAAGUGUGUACGAAGAUGUCGCCAGGGACACUAAUCGGUAA